Ailuropoda melanoleuca (giant panda) is the source of this 533-nucleotide messenger RNA. RefSeq names its product dipeptidyl peptidase 9-like. Gene Ontology annotation, biological process: proteolysis. The transcript is spliced from 3 exons. Gene Ontology annotation, molecular function: serine-type peptidase activity; dipeptidyl-peptidase activity. Lineage: Eukaryota; Metazoa; Chordata; Mammalia; Carnivora; Ursidae. The record is from RefSeq and is a predicted model, not a curated record. Bases 31 to 312 code for a protein of 93 amino acids.
GCCUACGACACAGGGUACACUGAGCGCUACAUGGAUGUCCCGGAGAACAACCAGCUCGGCUACGAGGCGGGUUCUGUAGCUCUGCACGUGGAGAAGCUCCCCAAUGAGCCCAAUCGCCUGCUCAUCCUGCACGGCUUCCUGGAUGAGAAUGUGCACUUUUUCCACACAAACUUCCUCGUCUCCCAGCUGAUCCGAGCCGGAAAACCUUACCAGCUCCAGAUCUACCCCAACGAGAGACACAGUAUCCGCUGCCCCGAGUCCGGCGAGCACUAUGAAGUCACGCUGCUGCACUUUCUACAGGAAUACCUCUGAGCCCCCGCCGCGGGGGGGCCUGCACAUUCAGAGCACAAGUGGCUUCGCCGCCCCCGCCGCCACUGGGGGAGCAGGCGGGAGGGCCCGAGUGGCCCCCGCAGACCCCGGCGCGGCGCCUCCUCCCACCGCCCCCGCUGGACAGACCACCCCCGACCCCCGAGCCUCCGGCUUCGCUGCCCCCACGCCUUUUCUCGUUUUUGUAAUGCUCCUGGGUUUUUUGC